UCCUUUCAAUUUUAUUCUGUUCAUUUUAGUACUAUACCACUAACCACUCCACUUUGUUUAGUAGUCGGCUCGCUGGAGAGAGAAACUAGCAGAGUACUGUAAGUAGCGAAUAAACAUUUAAGUAGGAGCACUACAGUACUGCUCCAGUGCUCAGACGAAGAGAGAGAGAGGCAAAGCCAGAGAGUAGGGUCUCCGGCGGAAAUGACGGUGUUCGGUCACUCAGGUGGAGGUGGCGGUUUUCGAGGCGGAAGACAGGUUUUUCCAGUGGCUGACGAAGCACAGGUCUCGCAGAGACUCGUCCAAGCUUCGCUUGUUGACGAUCUGAAAUCCGCAUUAGAAUGCGUCUCUGAUCCGUUGGUCGACGUCAACUACGUCGGCGCUGUCUGCCUCAAGCUUCGGAAGACGGAGGUUGUAUUGGGCGAACAAGUCGCCAACCAGGUUCGAGUGGAGUUGGAGGAGCUCAGGACCGACGUUACCGCGUUGUUCGUCGCCGUUCACAAUGGAAACGUUGCUCUCGUCAGAAAGCUACUGAGUGUUGGAGCUGAUGUCAACCUGAGAGUUUUCAAAGGUUUUGCAACCACAGCUGCUGUGAGGGAGGGCAACCUCGAGAUCUUGGAGAUCUUACUCAAGGCUGGGGCAUCUCAAUCUGCUUGCGAGGAAGCUCUGUUAGAGGCCAGCUGUCAUGGACACUCAAAGCUAGCAGAGCUGCUCAUGGCGUCUGACUUGAUUCGGCCCCAUAUAGCUGUACAAGCUCUUGUCACUGCCUGCUGCAGAGGAUUCAUGGAUGUGAUCAACUCUUUAAUGAAGUGUGGAGUAGAUGUGAAUGCAAGUAAUCGUAUGCUGCUCCAAUCAUGUAAACCAUCCCUGUAUACCAAUGCGGACUGUACUGCACUUGUGGCUGCGAUUGUUAGUAGACAGGUUUCUGCUGUCCGUCUUCUACUUGAGGCUGGUGCUAGAACUGAUUUCAAAGUACGACUAGGAGCAUGGUCAUGGGAUAUUGCCUCCGGAGAAGAAUAUCGUGUGGGUGCAGGACUAGCAGAGCCCUAUCCUGUCAUUUGGUGUGCAGUGGAGUAUUUCGAAGUAAGUGGUGCUAUUUUGCACAUGCUACUUAAACAUAUCUCCCCAAGCACCACUCACUUUGGAAGGACUUUACUCCACCAUGCCAUCCUUUGUGGCAACACAGUGGCAGUCAAGAUGCUUAUGAAGUAUGGAGCUCAUGCAGAAGCCACCAUAGAAACCACUAAUAAAGCUGAGUUUCGUCCAAUACACAUUGCUGCACGCCUAGGACUCUCGACGGUUCUUCAAUGCUUGAUUGACUCAGGGUGUGAUCUGAAUUCAAAAACAAAAAAUGGUGAGACGGCAUUGAUGAUGUGUUCCAAAUACAGGAGGGAAGAAUGCCUUAAAGUAUUGGUUAGAGCUGGUGCUGACAUCGGACUGGUCAAUUUAGCUGGUCAAUCUGUGGUUACAGUUGCUAGGUCCAACCAAUGGUAUCUUACUUUUCAACAAGCAAUCUUGGAAGUCAUUCGGAAAGGCAAGAUCCCCAAGUCAAGCAAUAUAUCACUCUUUUCACCUUUAAAUUUUGUAGCUCAGGCUGGAGAUGUUCAAGCCUUGCAAGCUGUGAUUGCUCAGGGGGGUAUUAAUCUUGACACUCGAGAUGAUAGAGGUUACUCAGCUCUUAUGGUUACUGCCAUGGAGGGUCAUGUUGAAGCUUUUCAGCUGCUUUUAUAUGCUGGAGCCGAUGUGAAGCUAAGCAACAAGCGUGGAGAGACUGCUAUCCUGCUGUCUCAAUUGAAUCAAAACCGUGAACACUUUGAAAGGGUGAUGUUAGAAUUUGCCAUUGAAAAGGGUAAUUGCAAUGCUGGAGAGUUUGAUGCCUUGCACUUUGCAGCUCGACAUGGCAACUCAGAUGCAGUAAAGUUGUUGACAAAUCGAGGUUACAAUGUGAACACUCCCGAUGUGAAUGGCUACACACCACUCAUGCUGGCAGCAAGGGAAGGCCACGCGCAUGUUUGUGAACUCUUGAUUUCCUGUGGAGCGGAUAGUAAUAUCAGAAAUGCAAAGGGUGAAACCGCACUUUCACUUGCAAGGAAGAGCGGAGGUCUGAAAAAUAAUGCUGAGAACUUGAUACUGGAUGACCUUGCUCGCAAGUUGGUAUUAAGUGGCUCACAUGUACUGAAGCACACCAAGGGAGGAAAAGGAGCACCACAUAUAAAGUUUGUUAAAAUGAUCCGUGCUGCGGGAGUAUUUCAGUGGGGUAAGUCAAGCAGGCGCAAUGUCAUAUGCCGUGAGGCAGUCUUGGGUCCAAGUUUAAGCUUUCAAACAAUAAGGUGGAAGAAGGGAGAUGGUGAAGCACAUGGAAUCUUUCGGGUGACUACAACAAAGAACAAGGAAUACCACUUUAUGUGCGAAGGUGGAGUUGAAAUGGCAGAGCUGUGGGUGAGAGGAAUAAAUCUUGUGACAAGAGAGGCUAGUUUUUUUAAGUAGGGAGUUGACCAUCCAAAAAAUAGUCUGUUGCUGUAUAGAAAGCUUUAGUCACGGUACUUCAUCUUGAAGUCCAUUGGGUAUUCCUUGCCAUGUAAAGAUACGAUUGCUAUAGUUGUUAUCUGUAAAGCCAUUUUGGAGGGAGUCAAUCGAACAAAACUUCCAUGACGUUAGGUA
Messenger RNA from Coffea eugenioides, 2658 nucleotides. Its product is annotated as ankyrin-3. The transcript has 4 exons. NCBI's taxonomy places the organism in Eukaryota, Viridiplantae, Streptophyta, Magnoliopsida, Gentianales, Rubiaceae. Gene Ontology annotation, molecular function: protein binding. The record is from RefSeq and is a predicted model, not a curated record. The coding region runs from base 202 to 2484 and encodes 760 amino acids.